Molecule: messenger RNA, 2840 nt
Organism: Cheilinus undulatus (humphead wrasse)
Lineage: Eukaryota; Metazoa; Chordata; Actinopteri; Labriformes; Labridae
Gene: slc5a5
Product: solute carrier family 5 member 5
Exons: 17
Coding region: 142-2067 (641 amino acids)
Biological process (GO): iodide transmembrane transport; sodium ion transport
Cellular component (GO): membrane
Molecular function (GO): symporter activity
Source: RefSeq, a predicted model, not a curated record
UGGAGAGCAGCUGAGAUAUAAAAGGUUUGUCAGCACAUUCCACCAUCACCAAGUGGAGACCGUCACACUCAUAGAACACCAGCGAUCCGGGAAACACCCAGAUCCAAAAAACUACAAGUCAGAGGGCAUUAAAGUAAAACAAUGGAAGAAGAGAGUGUUCAUGAACCAUCCCCAUCGGGCUUUGUCCUGGCCGACUACGCGGUCUUUGCUGCCAUGCUUUUAGUCUCUAUGGCCAUCGGACUCUUCCAAGCUUUGAAGAAGAGUGGAAAGGAAGCCAGGGCAGAUGACUUCUUCACCGGGGGUCGGAGCUUGCCAGCGAUACCGGUUGGGCUGUCGCUGUGUGCCAGCUUCAUGUCAGCAGUCCAGGUUCUGGGUGUUCCUGCUGAAGCUUCUCGCUACGGCUUUAAAUUCCUCUACAUGUGCCUCGGACAGAGCAUCAACUCUUUGCUGACAGCUUACCUUUUCCUGCCAGUUUUCUUUCGACUUGGUAUCACCAGCACCAACCAGUAUCUGAAGUUGAGAUUUGGCCGAGGGAUGCAGCUGCUGGGGAGUGUCCAGUUUCUUGUAGCGACGCUGCUUUACACAGGGAUUGUCAUCUAUGCACCUGCUUUGAUUCUCAACCAAGCUACUGGACUGAACAUGUGGGUGUCCCUGUUUUCUACUGGGAUCAUUUGCACCCUGUACACCACACUGGGAGGCAUGAAGGCUGUGAUCUGGACUGAUGUGUUCCAGAUUAUCGUCAUGUUGUCGGGCUUUGUGGCCAUUUUCAUCCAUGGAACAGUUCUGGUUGGUGGACCUGGGCUUGUUCUGGAGAUCGCCAAGAAUGGAUCACGCAUUAAUUUUGAUUCCUUUGAUGUCGAUCCACGUCAGCGUUACACCUUCUGGAGCCUUUCUGUCGGAGGUGCACUGGUGUGGCUGUCCAUGUACGGGGUAAAUCAAGCUCAAGUCCAGCGCUAUGUCUCCUGCAGAACAGAAAGAGAUGCCCAGUGGGCACUGUUUGUGAACCAAGUGGGCCUGUGCCUCAUUGUGAGCAGUGCCGGAACGUGUGGCAUCGUCAUGUUUGCUUACUACAUCAGCUGUGAUCCACUCAAGUCCGGGAAGAUUUCUGCCCCGGAUCUGUAUAUGCCGUACUUCGUGUUGGACAUAUUCAGAAAUCACCCUGGCUUUCCGGGGCUUUUCCUGGCUUGUGCAUACAGUGGGACUCUAAGCACGGCCUCCACAAGUAUCAAUGCAAUGGCUGCAGUGACGAUGGAGGAUAUUCUGCAACCUCACCUGGUCAACAUUUCCCAGAAGAAAUUAAUCCUCAUUUCCAAAGGCCUAUCAUUCCUAUUUGGAGUUGGUUGUAUCACAGUGGCUGCUCUGUCUUCAUUCCUGGACUGGGGAGUACUUCAGGGAUCGUUCACUGUCAUGGGAGUGGUCAGUGGUCCAUUACUGGGUGUCUUCAUUUUGGGGAUGUUUGUCCCAGCGGCAAACCGUCCUGGGGCCUUCUCAGGAAUAGUUGUGGGCUUCUGUGUCUCUCUGUGGCUGGCUGUCGGCUCAACUCUUUACCCUCCAAGUGAGCAAACCAUGGGUGUGCUGCCCAGUUACACAGACCAGUGUGAAGCCAGCAACAUCAGCAUUAGGAGCGUCCCUGAGCAGCACUCCAUCUCAACCCCGAUUCAUCCUAACUACCCGGGGGGCCUGCAGAACUUUUACUCCAUGUCCUACCUCUACUUUGGUGCCAUGGCCACCAGUUCAGUCGUGAUAGUGGGGCUGAUUGUGAGCUAUGCAACAGGGCCAACAAAAAGAGGGCAUAUUAAAGAGGGUUUGCUGUGGUGGGAUCUAAAUAAAAAACAAGUGGACAUUCAGUUAGAGCACAGGGCUGGAACCAUGUCAAAGAGGUUUUCUUGCCCUCUGCACAAUGCAUGCUGGGAUACUCUUCAGCCACGCAUUUGCCCAAGUAGCAAACAUGUAGACCAGGAGGAAAGCCUGAGAGACAAGCCCCAGCUUGUGCCUUUGAGAGACCUGCAUAAAGAAGACGUUCAUGCAACAGACGAUGAAAAUACUGAACUACCUCUCAAGGUUUAGGUGAAAAGCUUCACCUUUAAUCUCAUUUAAUAAGAACUGCAUUUCCUCUUCGGCGGCAGUAAGCAUUUUUAGCACUUAUAUCUUUGUCAUCAGUCCAAGUCUUCUUUCCUACAACUAUUGUUUCUUUGUCAAAGUCUGACUUAUAUUUAUAGCUAGAUUAAACAAAAUCUCUUUUAAUAAGUAUCUAUCAUACCAGGUGUAAUAGGACAAUGAAGGGAUUAAGAAAGGGAAUGUUUAUGAAAUACUUGAAGGUAUUGUUACGAUUCCUUACAGCUGAGUGGCUCUGUCAUCAGGACAUUCAUUCAGCCAUGACCUAUAUCUGUGUGAUGCAAACCUGUCUAAAGGAUAAGGGAGUGGCAGCCUGAAGUAAAGCAUCCUUUCAGUAAAUGAACUAUUGUUUCCUCGUUCUCCACUCUGAUUCAUGUUUGAUAUUUUCUUUCAAUCACUUCCUCUCAAGUGGACAGUAAAGGGAGUGUAUCUGUUAUAAAAUUAUAUGACUGGUGGGAAGAUGUGCCAGUGGGCUUCCUGAGUGGGGCGCACCAAGUCAAUAUAGACUUUGGGAAACACCUUAAAGCCGUUGGACAUCUUUGCAACCAUUGUGUGAAAAAAGGUCAACUCGUUCUUUGGUCAUGCAGUCCCACAGAAGCAGAAGGUAGCAUCGGUAUUGUCUGUUCUUUAACAUUAAAAGUGUUAAUGCUUUAUGUAAAUACAUUUUAUUUUAUCCUUUGGUAAAUGAUGUAAUAUUGAGUGCAUUUUGUAUUACUGAAAGUGUA